Candidozyma pseudohaemuli is the source of this 987-nucleotide messenger RNA. RefSeq names its product TOR complex subunit. Bases 1 to 987 code for a protein of 328 amino acids. Lineage: Eukaryota; Fungi; Ascomycota; Pichiomycetes; Serinales; Metschnikowiaceae. Gene Ontology annotation, cellular component: TORC2 complex; TORC1 complex. Gene Ontology annotation, biological process: regulation of actin cytoskeleton organization; TOR signaling. The record is from RefSeq and is a predicted model, not a curated record. Gene Ontology annotation, molecular function: protein binding. The transcript has a single exon.
AUGUCUGUCAUUUUAGCAUCAGCUGGGUACGACCAUACCAUUAGGUUCUGGGAUGCCUUAACAGGAGUGUGUUCACGCACAAUUCAGCAUACCGAUUCCCAAGUGAACAGACUAGAGAUCACCUCCGAUAAGCGUUUUCUAGCAGCUGCCGGCAAUCUUUACGUUCGUUUAUAUGAUAUCAAACAGGCUGGAUCCGCAGGCGGAAACACAAUGGCUGCUUCAACAGCUUCUGGUGCUGGUGGUACCGGCAAUGGAAGCAGCUCUAGUUCAAACCCAGUGAUGACUUUUGAAGGCCAUAAUGGCAACGUUACACUGAUAGCUUUCCAAAUCGAGAAUAAGUGGAUGGUGCUGUCCUCCGAGGACGGAACCGUUAAGGUUUGGGAUGUGAGAUCUCCAUCUGUUCAACGAAAUUACAAGCACUACUGUCCCGUCAACGAGGUUGUCAUUCAUCCUAAUCAGGGAGAACUUAUAAGUUGUGACCACGAUGGAAACAUCAGAAUUUGGGACUUGGGCGAAAACCAAUGCACACACCACCUUAUCCCCGAGGAUGAUGUGCCCAUCAACUCUCUUUCUGUGGCCAGCGAUGGAAGCAUGCUUGUUGCCGGAAACAAUAAAGGCAAUUGCUACGUUUGGAAGAUGCAAAACCAGAAAGACAUCACAUCAUUGACCCCAGCUACGAAAUUUAGGUCUCAUCUGAAAUACAUCACAAGGGUGGUCCUCCUGACGGAUAUGAAACAUUUGGCGACCUGCUCAGCGGACCACACUGCGAGAAUCUGGCUGACGGAACAAAACUUUGCAUUGGAAACAACUCUACAGGGCCAUCAAAGGUGGGUCUGGGACUGUGCCUUUAGUGCCGACAGUGCAUACUUGGUGACAGCAUGUUCUGAUCACUACGUCCGUCUUUGGGACUUAUCAAAUAGCGAGACUGUUAGACACUACAACGGUCAUCAUAAGGGGGCUGUUUGUGUUGCAUUGAAUGAUGUCUAA